AUGUAUAGGUUUUUAGUAUUACAGUCUGCUUCGUUUUCACUUUAUUCUUCAAAUUACUUUGUUUUUUCUAGAUUUUUUGGAUUUCAUAGACUAGAUUUAUUUUUAUUGAGAAGUUUUACUGGUUCAUCUGUUUUUUUUAGAAAAAAGCUGGAUAGAAAAUGCAUGAUUUCUGAUUCUAUGGUAAAAGAAUCGUUUAAUGAGAAACGGGAUUCAUUUCAAUAUAAAGUUUUAUGUCGUGAUCUGGAAGCAGCUCUUCAAUUUUAUUCUGAAUUAAGUGAAACAGGUUGUCUUAGAGGUUAUGAUGUUUCAAAAUUGAUUGCACUGAUUGAUUAUCGUAUAAAAACAGCACAUGCGGAUACUGAUGAUUCUUAUGUAAAGUCACUUUUAUUACAUUUAGAAAAUGUAUUAAAUGAUGUUUAUUCUCAUCGUAUACCUGGCCAUCCAAUGAUAUGGGUAAAUGCAAUUAAUAUUUACAUUAAUUUAGGACUUUAUCAAGCGGGAAAGGAAGUGUGGGAAUAUGCAAAGUCAAAAUAUUUUCAUGAUCUGUCUUCUUUUGAUUCUCGAGUUUAUGGUUCUGCAAUUAAACUAUAUGCCUUUAUGGAUUCUCCUUUAGAUUGUGAAGCAUUGUUCCAGGAAGCUAUACAUGCUCAGAACAUGAAAGAGUCUUUGGAGUUGUAUGAAGGAAUUAUUAUGGCUCGUAUUCAGAAUAAUGAUAAAAAACGGGCUCUUGAAGCGUUAUAUGAAUGUUUAGAUAAAUUUAAAAAUAUUGUCAAGCCAAAAUUUUUUGAUUCUUUGAUUUAUUUUGCUACUAGUAGAGGAAUUCCUAAAUCUAUUGUUGAAAUUGUUUUUUAUUUUUUAGAUCUUAAUUAUUUACCAUCUCCUAAAGCACUUACUACAUUUUUUAAACAGUUAUGGAAAUAUGAACAGGAUUUAACGACUAUUUUGAAAAUAUUUACGAAACAUACUCAAGUAGCGAGUUGUAUUUAUGUAGAGCACAUUAAUUUUGUUUUACUUGCGUUAUUUAAAUUAACAAAUAAAAAUAAUCAAACCGAUAUAAAAAAUACGACUGAUAAGGUUAAUAAUCUUUUGGUACUAGCACACAAGGCAAAAAUUCCCCCUAAUGUUUCAACGUUUAAUACUCUUAUUUCUGGAUACGCAUUUUUGGAACAGUUUGAUCUUGUUGAAAAAGUAGUGCAAGAAAUGAAACGGCUUUCCAUCCCUGAAAACGAAAUUACUUUAAGAAUUCUUUUAAAAGCAUAUGGUAAAAAAGGAUGUAGUUUAGAAGAAAUAAAUUCUAUAUGGAAAAGAAUAGUUAAGUUAUCAUCGGGAAAUUCCGGAGAAAUUAUUCAGCAAAGGAACUGGUUAACGCUUUUGAAAACUUUGUCUCUUUAUGGAAAAGAGGGUGCUGAUUUUAUGGUUUCGCUUUUGGAAGAAUAUAGAUUACAAAUAGAAGAUACUGUUUUUAAGAUGAUAUGUCAAGAAAUUUCAUGUUUCAAUAAACAUUUUGAUGUUUAA
Molecule: messenger RNA, 1515 nt
Organism: Pneumocystis jirovecii RU7
Lineage: Eukaryota; Fungi; Ascomycota; Pneumocystomycetes; Pneumocystales; Pneumocystaceae
Exons: 2
Coding region: 1-1515 (504 amino acids)
Molecular function (GO): mRNA binding; protein binding
Source: RefSeq, a predicted model, not a curated record